This is a messenger RNA of Xylaria bambusicola, 1702 nucleotides long. RefSeq names its product PCI domain-containing protein. The transcript is spliced from 3 exons. The coding region runs from base 190 to 1458 and encodes 422 amino acids. Lineage: Eukaryota; Fungi; Ascomycota; Sordariomycetes; Xylariales; Xylariaceae. Gene Ontology annotation, biological process: ubiquitin-dependent protein catabolic process. The record is from RefSeq and is a predicted model, not a curated record. Gene Ontology annotation, cellular component: proteasome regulatory particle, lid subcomplex. Gene Ontology annotation, molecular function: structural molecule activity.
GCCAGGCACUGACCUCAGUACGUAAACGGACCCGGCCUGCACAGCUGGAGGGAGACAGACCUCAUCAACCAUUUAACGACGACAUCCUAAUCACGAUCUUACGAACAAUCGCGAAGAAUCCGCCCUGCUGCACCUGUCGCCGUCCCUCCUAGCAAUCUUCGAGCCAGCCCAGUAUACCCAGACCCCACAAUGACCGUAGACAAGCCCUCUGUUAAAGAGGCCCAGACCUUAGCCAGCACCGACCCGCGCAGGGCUGAAGCUAUUUACAGAGACAUUAUCUCGACGCCCCCCUCCGUCACAUCAGAAGCUGCCGUUAAGGAGUACGAGGCUGCCUUGAUCAGCCUGGGAGAGUUGUAUCGAGAUGAAAAGAAGCCGAACGAACUCGUUGAGCUCGUGACCACUAGUAGAAAUGUUCUCUCAAACUUUGCAAAGGCUAAGACUGCCAAACUAGUCCGCCAACUCCUCGAUCUCUUCGACGCUAUCCCCAACACAACCGACAUCCAGAUCGCCGUAACAAAAUCAUGUAUAGAAUGGGCUACCUCGGAGCGACGGAGCUUCCUCCGACAAAGUCUCGAGACCCGCCUUGUCACCUUAUAUAUGGCUAAGCAAUCCUACUACGACGCCUUAACUCUCAUCAACGGGCUGCUUCGAGAGUUGAAGCGUCUCGACGACAAGUUGGUAUUGGUGGAGGUUCAGCUGCUAGAAUCCAGGGUGUACCAUGCCCUAGGGAACAUCUCGAAAGCGCGAGCGGCUUUAACAAGUGCUCGUACGAGCGCAGCCUCGGUCUACACCCCACCUCUCCUACAGGCGAACCUCGAUAUGCAGUCAGGCAUGCUCCAUACAAUGGACCAGGACUUUAACACAGCAUAUUCGUACUUCAUCGAGGCGUUGGACGGUUACCACAGCCAAGAGGAAACGCCGCGGGCCACGGCCGCAUUGCAGUACAUGCUGCUCUGCAAGAUUAUGCUGAACCUCGUGGACGACGUCAACUCAUUGAUGGCGUCGAAGCAGGCUCAGAAGUACGCUGGCCAGAACCUAGAGGCUAUGAAGGCUAUCGCGCGCGCGCAUUCCAACCGAUCUCUCGAGGAGUACGAACAGGCACUCGCCUCCUACCGUUAUGAGCUAGGCAGCGACGCCUUCAUCCGGAACCAUCUGCGCCGUCUGUACGACGCCAUGCUUGAACAGAAUCUCAUCAAGGUCAUUGAACCCUUCAGCCGCGUGGAGAUCGAUCACAUUGCGCGCAUGGUCGGCCUCGACAAGCAACAAGUCGAGCGCAAGCUGUCGCAGAUGAUUCUCGACAAGGUCAUCAUCGGCGUGCUGGACCAGGGAGCCGGCUGCCUCAUCAUCUUCGACGAGACACAGCGGGACGAGUCGUACGACGCCGCGCUGCAAACCAUCGAGAAGCUGAGCAACGUUGUCGAUGUUCUAUACACAAACCAGGCUUCCAUGUUAGAGUAAACAUAAGCAUCAGUGGAGAUUCAUAUGCAGUAAGACCUGGUCGAGAGCAACGGUAGACGCUUUUACCACGGAGUAACACGGCGUUGCGCCUAUAAAUGCCUAUAUCGACCAACACACACUACGUGUAUUACCAGGUAGAGCGCACAGAUGAGCCAAACCCAAGGUCAUCCGCUACAUGAUGCAUUACGGUUGAAGUGUCAUUCGGGAAAAAAUGAUAUAUGCAUCCAAUAAAUAAACACUAGAC